CCCUCAACUUUGGCCAGAAUGGAGCAGGCCAAGGGUGUUGAUUGGACAGUCAUCAUCCUGACGUGCCAGUACAAGGACAGUGUCCAGGUCUUCCAGAGAGAGCUGGAGGUGCGGCAGAAGCGAGAGCGGAUCCCCGCUGGGACGUUGUUACUGGCUGUGGAGGACCCCGAGAUGUGUGUGGGCAGUGGAGGAGCUACCCUCAACGCCCUGCUGGUGGCUGCUGAACACCUGAGUGCCCGGGCAGGCUUCACUGUGGUCACAUCAGAUGUCCUACAGGCAGCCCGGAUCCUCAUCCUGCACAUGGGCCGAGACUUCCCCUUGGAUGACUGUGGCCGGGCCUUUACCUGCCUCCCUGUGGAGAACCCCCAGGCCCCUGUGGAGGCUGUGGUCUGCAACCUGGACUGCUUGCUGGAUAUCAUGACCCACCGGCUAGGCCCCGGCUCCCCACCAGGUGUGUGGGUCUGCAGCACCGACAUGCUGCUCUCCGUUCCUCAAAACCCAGGGAUCAGCUGGGAAGGUUUCCAAGGAGUCAGAGUGAUCGCACUUCCUGGGAGCCCAGCCUACGCUCAGAAUCAUGGCGUCUACCUCAGUGACUCCCAGGGUGUCGUUUUGGACAUCUACUACCGGGGCACUGAGGCAGAGAUACAGUGCUGUGCCAGGCCUGAUGGGAGGGUGCCACUGGUUUCUGGGAUUGCCUUCUUCUCCGUGGAGACUGCCGAGCGCCUUCUGGCCACCCACGUGAGCCCUCCUCUGGACGCCUGUACCUACAUGGGCUUGGAUUCUGGAGCCCGGCCUGUUCAGCUGUCUUUGUUUUUCGACAUCCUGCUGUGCAUGGCUCGGAACGUCAGCAAGGAGGACUUCCUGGUGGGGCGGCCCCCAGAGAUGGGGCAAGGCGACACAGGCACACCAAGCUAUCUGCAGGGUGCCCGGGCUGAGCUGUGGAGGGAGCUCCGCGGUCAGCCCCUCACCAUGGCUUACAUCCCCGGUGGCAGCUACACCUACAUGAUCUCCCUAGCCAGUGAGUUCCUGCAUAGCCUGACACUCCCCGGCACCUCCAGGGCCCAGAUUGUGCACUCUCAGGUGGAGGACCUGGAGCUCCUGGUGGCUGGGAGCUCCGUGGUCAGCUGUCUGCUGGAAGGCUCUGUCUGGCUGGGUCCUGGGAGUGUCCUGCAGCAUUGCCACCUGCGGGGCCCCAUUCACAUCGGCCCCGGCUGCUUCCUGAGUGGCCUGGACUCAGCCCAGUCUGAGGCACUGCGCGGCAUAGAGCUACGUGAGCUCAUCCUGCGGGGACACCUUGUGCGGCUUCACGGCUCCCCGGGCCGGGUCUUCACCCUCGCGGGCUGUCAGGACAGCUGGGAUAGACAGGGGGCAGGCACGUAUCUCAAUAUGCCUUGGAGUGAAUUCUUCCAGAAGACAGGCAUCCGAGACUGGGACCUGUGGGACCUGGAUAUACCUCCCCCACAGCGUUGCCUUCUCAAUGCCCGCCUCUUCCCCGUGCUCCAUCCCUCGAGGGCCCUGGGACCCCGGGACCUGCUAUGGAUGCUGGACCCCCAGGAGGAUGGGGGUGAGGCCCUGCGGGCCUGGCGAGCCGCCUGGCGUCUGUCCUGGGAGCAGCUGCAGCCAUGCCUGGACCGGGCUGCCACGCUGGCCUCCCGCCGGGACCUAUUUUUCCUCCAGGCCCUGCAAAAGGUGCGGCAAGUGCUGGAGGCACGGCAGGACCUCAGCCUGCGUCCGCUGAUCCGCGCCGCUGUCUGUGAGGGUUGCCCUGGACCCCUGCUGGCCAUGCUGGACCAGGUGGCAGCUGGUGCACAAGACCUUGGUGUGGCAGCGCGGGCACUGGCCUGUGUGGCGGAUGUGCUGGGCUGCAUGGCCGGGGGCUGUGGAGGCUUGAGGAGUGGACCAGCCGCCAACCCUGAGUGGACUCGGCCCUUCUCGUACCUGGAGUGUGGUGACCUGGCACGGGGUGUGGAGGUGCUCGCCCAGGAGCGGGACAAGUGGCUGAGCAGACCAGCUUUGCUGGUGCGAGCCGCGCGCCACUAUGAGGGGGCUGGGCAGAUCCUGAUCCGCCAGGCUGUGAUGUCCGCCCAGCACUUUGUCUCCACGGAGCCAGUGGAGCUGCCAGCACCUGGGCAGUGGGUGGUGGCUGAGUGCCCGGCCCGUGUGGACUUCUCUGGUGGCUGGAGUGAUACGCCGCCCCUCGCCUAUGAGCUUGGUGGGGCUGUGCUAGGCCUGGCCGUGCAAGUGGAUGGCCGCCGGCCCAUUGGGGCCAGAGCACGACGCAUCCCUGAACCAGAGCUGAGGCUGGCGGUGGGGCCUCGGCAGAACGAGAUGGCCGUGAAGCUAGUGUGCCGGAGCUUGGAUGACCUGCAGGAUUACUGCCAGCCCCAUGCCCCAGGGGCCUUGCUGAAGGCGGUCUUCAUCUGUGCGGGGAUUGUGGGUGUCUGCUCUGAGCUCCCACUGAGUGAUCAGCUGUUGCAUGCGUUUGGGGGUGGCUUCGAGCUGCAUACCUGGUCCGAACUGCCCCACGGUUCUGGCCUAGGCACCAGCAGCAUCCUGGCGGGUGCUGCCCUGGCCGCCUUGCAGCGGGCCGCUGGCCGGGCGAUGAGCACAGAGGCCUUGAUCCAUGCAGUGCUGCACCUAGAGCAGGUGCUCACCACAGGAGGCGGCUGGCAGGACCAAGUGGGUGGCCUGGUACCUGGCAUCAAGGUGGGACGCUCCCGGGCUCAGCUGCCCCUGAAGGUGGAGGUGGAGGAGAUCACUGUGCCUGAGGGCUUCAUCCAGAAGCUCAGUGACCACCUGCUCCUGGUGUACACGGGCAAGACCCGCCUGGCACGAAACCUGCUGCAGGAUGUGCUGAGGAGCUGGUAUGCCCGGUUGCCUGCUGUGGUGCAGAAUGCCCACAGUCUGGUGCAGCAAACAGAGGAGUGUGCCAAAGCCUUCCGACAAGGAAGCCUGCCUCUCCUGGGCCAGUACCUGACCUCAUACUGGGCACAGAAGAAGCUCAUGGCUCCAGGGUGUGAGCCCCUGGCCGUGCGACGGAUGAUGGACGUCCUGGCGCCUCACGUGCAUGGCCAGAGCCUAGCAGGGGCAGGCGGCGGGGGCUUCCUCUAUCUGUUGACGAAGGAGCCACGGCAGAAGGCGGCUCUGGAGGCUGUGCUGGCCAAGGUCGAGGGCCUCGGGAACUAUAGCAUCCACCUGGUAGAAGUGGACACUCAGGGCCUAAGCCUGCAGCUCCUGGAGAAGGGGGCCUCGAUUUGA
Molecule: messenger RNA, 3258 nt
Organism: Orycteropus afer afer
Lineage: Eukaryota; Metazoa; Chordata; Mammalia; Tubulidentata; Orycteropodidae
Gene: FCSK
Product: fucose kinase
Biological process (GO): GDP-L-fucose salvage
Molecular function (GO): ATP binding; fucokinase activity
Source: RefSeq, a predicted model, not a curated record